CGCGACGCCACGUUUGCCUCGCUCAAGCCGCACCUCGACUACUCGACGUGGAAGGCGCUCGCCGUGUCGCCGUUUGGCUACGAGCGCAUGUCGGACGUGCAGGAGGCCGUGCUGCACCUGCUGCCCGAGCUCGCCGAGAGCGUCGGCGGCACGAUGAGCGACGGCAAGGGCCGUGACAUGCUCGUCAAGGCGCGCACCGGCACGGGCAAGACGAUUGCCUUCCUCACGCCGGCCGUCGAGGCGCGCGUGGCGGCCAUCUACAACGUCGAGCGCGGCCGCUUCUCGCCCGCCUGGCAGCGCGUGCUCGACCGCCACCGCCCGGACCUGGACUUUGCCGCGCUCGACAAGCACGGCCGGCAAGAGGUGGCGCGUCAGUACACGAGCAACACCGUCGGCACCCUUAUCCUCUCGCCCACGCGCGAGCUCGCGUCGCAGAUCGCUGCCGAGGCAACGAAGCUGACGUCGCACCACAAGGGCUUCGGCGUGCACCUCCUCGUCGGCGGCGAGUCACGCUCGCGCCAGCUGAGCGAGUGGCGCCGCGGCCGCCCCGACAUCGUCGUCGCCACGCCCGGCCGCGCGCUUGACCUGAUGAACGAUGACAAGAUGAUCCGUGAGGCCAUGCUGGCAUGCGAGACGCUUGUGCUCGACGAGGCCGAUACGCUCCUCGAGAUGGGCUUCCGCGACGACAUCAAGGCCAUCACCGACUUCCUGCCGCCGACGUCGCAGCGCAACACGAUGCUCUUCAGCGCCACCGUCUCGCGCGAGAUCCGCGAUGUGACGAAGCUCACGCUUGCGCCGAAUCACCGCUUCGUCGACUGCGUGCCGGCGGGCGAGGAGAACGUGCACAAGCGCAUCCCGCAGUUCGCCACUGUACUCGAGUCGCCGGCCGACCAGCUGAAGCACACCAUGCGCCUUGUGGCCCACGACCAGCUCAGUAACCCGGGCAAGAGCAAGAUCAUCGUCUUUGCGCCAACGACGGCGCUCACGCGGCUGCUCACGCGCGUCUUCACUGACCCGCGCAUUCUGGCCGCGAUGCCGGCGAGCGGCCGCGGCACGCACGUCUACGACAUCCACUCGAAGAAGGACCAGCGGCAACGCACCCAGGCCUCCGACGCCUUCCGGUACGACCAGGGCGGCGCUGCCAUCCUCGUCUCGUCGGACGUGUCGGCGCGCGGCGUCGACUACCCGGGCACGACGCGCGUGAUCCAGGUGGGCGCGCCGGGCAGCGGCGACCAGUACAUCCACCGCAUCGGCCGCACGGGCCGUGCCGGCAAGGAUGGCCGCGGCGACAUUGUGCUGCUGGACUGGGAGGCGGGCAUGCUCGAGAUGGUGCGCGACCUGCCCGUGCAGCAGAUGAGCGUCGCGGCUCUCGAGACGGAGCUGGCCAAGCUGGCGGCCUCGUACGACGCGGACCCGUCGUCCAUCGUGCCGGCGGACGUGCUGCACCUCAUGCACAACCCGCCGCCGCGCGGCAUCGGCCGCGAGAACAAGGCACGCGGCCGCUUUGGCGGCUCGACGCCAAAGCCGGAGCGCAUUGCGUACGCCUCGCGCUUCGCCCCGCAGGGCGAGAUGCAGAGCAGCGUCACUGAGCAGCUCGACGCCGCCGUCGAGGCCGUCGUGGCCUCGCUGGACCCGCUGGAGAUUGAAGAGUGCUUCAUGUCGCAGCUCGGCUUCUACAUCGGGCGGUCCAACGACCUGCGCAUCAGCAAGGAGGGCGUCAUUGACGGCCUCAAGUCGUGGGCCACCGACGCGAUGGGCAUGCCCGAGGCGCCGUAUCUCAGUCCGUCCUUCCUGCAGAAGCUCGGCGUCAGGUCGGGAGGCCGGAGUGGCGGCGGCCGUUCCAGAUUCGGCAGCUCCGGCAGCAGCUACAACAGCGAGCGCGGCCAUGGCGGAUACCAGGCGGCGCGCGGCGGCCGUGGCGGCUUCGGCGGCUCGAGCCGCGGCGGACGAGGCAGCUUCGGCGGACGCGACAGCUACGCGGGCGGGCGUGACAGCUACUCGGGCGGCAGCUCGCGCUUCAGCGACGAGGGCAGCAGC
This is a messenger RNA of Tilletiopsis washingtonensis, 2037 nucleotides long. RefSeq names its product DEAD-domain-containing protein. Lineage: Eukaryota; Fungi; Basidiomycota; Exobasidiomycetes; Entylomatales. Gene Ontology annotation, molecular function: ATP binding; nucleic acid binding. The record is from RefSeq and is a predicted model, not a curated record. The annotation marks the transcript as partial. The transcript has a single exon. Gene Ontology annotation, cellular component: mitochondrion.